Molecule: messenger RNA, 834 nt
Organism: Prunus armeniaca (apricot)
Lineage: Eukaryota; Viridiplantae; Streptophyta; Magnoliopsida; Rosales; Rosaceae
Source: the annotation of a GenBank genome assembly
AUGGCUACCACCAACAGCACUAGCAUGAGUUUGAAGCUUCUGAUUGACACAACAAGCCACAAAGUUCUGCUCCUCUCAACUGAUGGUAUGGUUGGUUGCUUAGGCAACCUUUACCAGAGUGCCGAAAGUCUUAGUGUCAACUCAUACUUGCCACUCAAUCUUAAGGACACCCUGCUCAAACCCAAAACAACAAUUUCUGCGUCCAAUAUCCUUCAAUUGCCAUUGCCGACCAACAAUGACUCGAAUCUUUCUAAAUUGUUCUACAUUUGUGUGAGGUGCAGUAACCGUAUUUCUGAGAGCUAUGGAAUCCCUUGUCCACAGUGCAGAUCAUGUAACAUUUCCACCCCGGUGUCUUAUGUUUCUCCAUCUGCUCCUACUGGAGCAACCUCCAGCAAUAUUAAGGCAGGCUAUGUCAAGGGUGGUGUUAUUUACAUGAUAAUGGAUAAUUUGGAUGUGAAGCCAAUGACCACCGAAUCAAGUGUUGCAGUGCUUCAAAAGUUUAAUGUGAAAGGGAUUGAUGCUCUUCAAGUUAAGGAGGUUGAUCUUGGCAUGCAAGAGGGUUUGAAGUUGGUGAAGGCAUCGUUGGAGUCAAAUACAGCUCUUACCAAUGUCUUCCUUGGAAAGAAACUGCACAAACUUUUCAACUUUGGUCCUCUAGCGACAUUGAGCUUUCGGGGUUUCAUUUUGGUUUGUGGAUUGGGAUUUCUAUUCUAUUACUUUGGAUCAUGUAAACUUUGGUCCAUUGAUUCUAUUGGUUUCAUUCAUUAUAUCUCAAGAAAACUCAUCCGCCAUCGCAACAAUCAUUCAGCUUUAUCGUUGAUCCAGAACAAAUAA